UUUUUCUUUCACUUUCUCUCUUCGUUGUCUUUGAGUCACCACUAUUUUGUGUUUCUAAUUAACAUGACAUUGUCCUUUUCUUUGUGAUCUAUGUAUAGAUCUUUUUCAUCUAACACUUCCAACUUUUUGUACAGUACUCUUCAUCUCACUGAUUGGAUCAUGGAGCCAACUGCAGCGUGGGUACCUUUCAACGUCCAACUGUCGAACUGGACCAUGGAAUAUGCAGGAUGGGAUCCUGGCUACCCUGUGGAGUCAGAGUCGACUGAAAUGGUUGAGUUUGAGUAUGCAGCAGCCACAGACGAUGAUUCCGUUGACAAAGAAGAUCAACAAGAGUUUGAGCCUCACUUCCAUAAUAUGGGAAUGAAGAUCCCAAUCAAUCCUAUUCAUGUGUUUGAGGAUGCAGCACGUGAGUUCAAGGUUGAUAUCGACAUGAUGAAGAUGAAGAUCCAUAAGUACCCUCCGAGCAUCCAAGUUUUCGAUAACAAAUUCUUUACUGUCCCAAGGUUGGUGGCCAUUGGGCCUUACCACCAUGGCCAGAACCAGCUCAAGCAGGCUGAGAAAGCCAAAUAUGUGGCUGCCUACCACUGCAUCAUGGAGUCGGGUCACUCAGUCCAAGACAUGUAUGAUGCCGUUGUCACCGCCGCAUACGAUUCCCGCAGCCUUUACGACAAGGAUGUGAUGGCAGAUAUCAGCGAAGACGACUUCCUUCAUAUGAUGUUCUAUGAUGCUUGUUUCUUGGUGCAGUACUUUGCUCUCAGCACGAAUGGUUCGAGCACCAUGGACCCAUCGUUGCGUGGCUUCUUCGACUUCAACCGCAAGGCCAUCCGCCAUGACAUUGUGCUGCUCGAGAACCAGAUCCCCUGGCGUGUUGUAGAGGCUGUCUUGAGGUUCAGGCCCGUGGAUCUGAAAGCCUUCGUCGCGUUCUGGAAGAAGUACCUGCAGGACCGCAAGGUUGUCGUCGAAAAGCCUCUUGUGUUGGAUGAUAGCUUCGAGCCACCACAUCUCCUUGGCCUCCUUCGGUUCUACAUUGUGGGAAAAGGCAACACCAAGACACCCAUUGAAGUGAAAACCAACACGAUAUCAUUUUCUGUGAGUGCCAUUGAACUUGCUGAAAAUGGCAUCAAGCUCAAAGCCAAUGAGGAAGAAACAACCGAGCUCAUCCACAUGGGCGUCAACAAGAGAGGGAUCUUUGCUGAGCUCUUCAUGGCGCCGCUGUCGCUGGACGACGAACGUGCCAGCUUUCUCAUCAACAUGGCAGCUCUCGAGCUAUGCACGACCUCGAAUUUCCAAGAAGCUGAGCCUGAAGAGUCUGCAGUCUGCUCGUACCUUCUCCUAUUGUCCCUGCUGGUGCACAGGGAGGAGGACGUGCAGGAGCUCCGGACGAAGCAUCUCCUGCAAGGAGGAGCAGGGCUCGUCAACAAGGACGCUCUUACAUUCUUCACGAGACUUCAGAGCCUGCCCCUACGUGGAUCCAACUGCUAUGUCCGCAUCAUGAUGGAGAUUGAGAAGUACAAGGUCAAUAGGCAGAUGCAGAUCAAGGUCCAUGCGUUUUUUUACAAGAACAAGAGAACCAUCUUCGCGAUAUUCUCCGUAGUUGGUGUACUUGUCAGUAUCUUAGGGACCCUCAUGUCUCUCAAAAAGCGUUCUAUGGUUUAACUGCCUACUUCUUGGUGGAAUUGUCGGUGCACGGCUCCAAUCCCUCAAGGGUUCAAAUAAUACUGAUAUGCACCUAUAUAAGUAGGUGAUUGAUUUUCAUUUUAAGGUGCUGUUUGGUUCACUUAUUUGUAACA
Sorghum bicolor (sorghum) is the source of this 1790-nucleotide messenger RNA. RefSeq names its product UPF0481 protein At3g47200. The transcript has a single exon. Lineage: Eukaryota; Viridiplantae; Streptophyta; Magnoliopsida; Poales; Poaceae. The record is from RefSeq and is a predicted model, not a curated record. Bases 91 to 1656 code for a protein of 521 amino acids.